Messenger RNA from Daucus carota subsp. sativus, 3279 nucleotides. Its product is annotated as cellulose synthase A catalytic subunit 8 [UDP-forming]. Gene Ontology annotation, cellular component: trans-Golgi network; plasma membrane. The coding region runs from base 54 to 2975 and encodes 973 amino acids. The record is from RefSeq and is a predicted model, not a curated record. The transcript is spliced from 13 exons. Gene Ontology annotation, biological process: plant-type primary cell wall biogenesis; cellulose biosynthetic process. NCBI's taxonomy places the organism in Eukaryota, Viridiplantae, Streptophyta, Magnoliopsida, Apiales, Apiaceae. Gene Ontology annotation, molecular function: cellulose synthase (UDP-forming) activity.
AUGCUUACACUGCCCAAAUCCAAACACACACCUCCCGCCUCCCACAAACCAAGAUGAUGCACUCUGGGGUUCCCACAUGCAUUACUUGUGGUGAACAAGUUGGCUUGGAUCACAAUGGUGAAGUCUUUGUGGCUUGUCAUGAGUGUAGUUACCCGAUUUGCAAGUCGUGUUUCGAGUAUGAUUUGAAAGAUGGCCGCAGUUCUUGCUCAAGAUGUGGUGCUCCUUAUGACGAAAUUUCAACAAUGGCUGUCGAAGAAACAGAAUCUGUCACCCAGAAUACAAUGGCCACGCACCUUAAUAUUUCUCAGGAGGCAGGACUUCACAAUAGAAAUAUUAGUACUGUGUCAACAGUUGACAGUGAAUACAUUGAUGAGUCUGGCAACCCGAUAUGGAAGAAUAGAGUGGAAAGUUGGAAGGAGAAGAAAAACAAGAAGAAAAAAGGUGCAACCAAAGUUGCGAAAGAAGCUCAAAUUCCACCUGAGCAGCAUAUGGAAGAAACACAACAGCAGAAUGAGGCCUUGCAGCCACUGUCGAGAAUAGUUCCUAUUCCAAAGAGCCAGAUUACACCAUACAGAAUGGUGAUAAUUUUGCGACUGAUCAUUUUGGGCCUUUUCUUCCAUUAUAGAGUUACUAAUCCGGUCGAAAGCUCUUAUGGUCUGUGGCUCACCUCAGUCAUUUGUGAGAUUUGGUUUGCUGUUUCUUGGGUGCUUGAUCAAUUCCCUAAAUGGUCUCCCAUCAACAGAGAUACAUAUAUUGAUAGAUUAUCUGCAAGGUUUGAAAGAGAGGGUGAGCCUUCUGAGCUUGCUGCUGUGGAUUUCUUUGUAAGUACAGUUGAUCCUUUGAAGGAACCGCCGCUCAUUACUGCCAAUACCGUUUUGUCAAUCCUUGCCGUGGACUAUCCUGUCGACAAGGUGUCCUGCUACGUUUCUGAUGAUGGUGCUGCAAUGCUCAGUUUCGAGUCUCUUGUUGAAACUGCAGACUUUGCAAGAAAGUGGGUUCCAUUUUGCAAGAAAUAUGCGAUUGAACCACGCGCACCUGAGUUUUACUUCUCUCAGAAAAUUGACUACCUAAAAGAUAAAGUACAACCUUCUUUUGUGAAGGAACGCAGAGCUAUGAAGAGGGACUACGAGGAGUACAAAGUCCGAGUGAAUGCUUUAGUAGCAAAAGCACAGAAAACUCCAGAUGAGGGUUGGACAAUGCAAGAUGGAACACCUUGGCCAGGGAAUAACCCGCGCGAUCAUCCUGGCAUGAUUCAGGUGUUUCUAGGUCACAGUGGUACACAUGAUAUAGAAGGUAAUGAACUUCCUCGUCUGGUUUAUGUUUCGAGAGAGAAGAGACCAGGAUAUCAACACCACAAGAAGGCUGGUGCUGAGAAUGCCCUGGUGAGGGUAUCUGCAGUUCUCACAAAUGCACCCUAUAUUCUCAAUCUUGAUUGUGAUCACUAUGUUAACAAUAGCAAGGCAGUUCGUGAGGCAAUGUGUUUUCUUAUGGAUCCACAAAUAGGUCGAGACGUGUGCUAUGUGCAGUUCCCUCAAAGGUUUGAUGGCAUUGAUCGCAGUGAUCGAUAUGCUAAUCGCAAUACAGUCUUCUUUGAUGUUAACAUGAAAGGACUGGAUGGCAUUCAAGGACCAGUUUAUGUGGGAACAGGUUGUGUUUUUAAUAGACAAGCACUAUAUGGAUACGGACCGCUUUCCUUACCAGCUCUACGCAAGGGCUCUUCCUCAUGUUGUUCUUGUUGCUUUCCAAAGAAACCCUCGAAACAACUCUCUGAGGUUCAACGUGAUUCCAAAAGGGAAGAUCUAAAUGCUGCUAUUUUCAACCUUAGAGAGAUUGAAAACUAUGACGAGUAUGAAAGGUCACUUCUCAUCUCCCAAAUGAGCUUCGAGAAGACUUUUGGUAUGUCUUCUGUCUUCAUCGAAUCAACACUUAUGGAGCAUGGAGGGGUGGCUGAUUCUACUAACCCCGCAACGAUGAUUAAUGAAGCUAUUCAUGUCAUCAGUUGUGGCUACGAAGAAAAGACUGCCUGGGGAAAAGAGAUUGGAUGGAUAUACGGAUCAGUGACUGAGGAUAUCCUGACAGGCUUCAAAAUGCACUGUCGCGGAUGGAGAUCAAUCUACUGCAUGCCCUUAAGGCCUGCAUUUAAAGGAUCUGCACCUAUCAACUUGUCUGAUCGGCUGCACCAGGUCCUCCGAUGGGCCCUCGGAUCUGUUGAAAUCUUCUUGAGUAGACACUGUCCGCUGUGGUACGGAUUUGGAGGAGGCCGCCUCAAAUGGCUUCAAAGACUCGCAUACAUAAACACCAUUGUCUACCCUUUUACAUCUCUCCCUCUUGUGGCUUACUGCUUGCUGCCUGCUAUAUGUCUCCUCACAGGAAAAUUCAUCAUACCAACGCUAUCCAACCUAGCAACCAUCUGGUUUCUUGGCCUCUUCUUUUCCAUCAUUGCAACAAGUGUACUUGAGUUGCGGUGGAGUGGCGUCAGCAUUGAAGCUUUGUGGCGUAACGAGCAGUUUUGGGUGAUUGGUGGUGUCUCAGCUCAUUUAUUUGCAGUCUUCCAGGGAUUUCUCAAAAUGUUAGCUGGCGUCGAUACCAACUUCACUGUCACUUCCAAAGCAGCUGAUGAUGGAGAGUUUGCAGAUCUCUACGUAUUCAAAUGGACAACAGUGCUAAUCCCACCCACAACCAUCCUUGUCGUGAACUUGGUUGGUGUGGUAGCCGGGUUCUCGGAUGCACUAAAUAAAGGGUAUGAAGCUUGGGGACCUCUGUUUGGGAAGGUCUUUUUUGCAUUUUGGGUGAUACUUCAUCUCUAUCCAUUCCUCAAAGGUCUCAUGGGUCGCCAAAACCGGACUCCGACUAUCGUUAUUCUGUGGUCCGUGCUUUUGGCUUCGGUCUUCUCUCUUGUCUGGGUAAAGAUUGAUCCUUUCGUAAGUAAAGGCGACUCGACUUCCACCCAAGCCUGCAUUGCCAUUGACUGCUAAGGAAAAGGAACUUAAAAGCAAUUCCAGCAUUGUUUCUUUUCUUUACUCUUGAGACAGAUCUUUGAAUUUCUAUUGUCUAUUUUUGAUUACAUUGCUUGUGUAAAAAAGGUGCUCCCUGCUGAUAUUGUCCUAGAUUACCAAGUUUACAGAGAUUAGCAGCAGAUGUAUCACCAAGUACAGAAACUGGCAUAUUUUUUGAAAAAAGAAGACAGAACUCGUAAGGCUAGUGUUGUAAUCUCGCGUGAUUUUCUUCAUACCAUUUUUACAAAUUUAAUACAUUGCGAAAGGAUGACAUUACGAAAUC